Messenger RNA from Effrenium voratum, 2016 nucleotides. The record is from the annotation of a GenBank genome assembly. Lineage: Eukaryota; Dinophyceae; Suessiales; Symbiodiniaceae.
AUGGCGCCAAAGAAGGCGCCGGCGGAGGCCAAGGCCCGCGGGCGAAGACCCUCUGCGGUGGACCUGCUUCAGCGGAAUUUGUCCUUUGCAGAAUGCAGCGUGGACCAGAUCGGCCUGGCGGUUCUCGCGGAAGAUCCGUCCACCAAAUUUGACGCUCCCUUCUGGUGCACUCUGCUGACCGGAACUCCUCCUGAGGAGUUCCGCUCGCUACAGAACCGCACGCUGGGCUUCUGGAUCCAGGCUUUCAACCGGUGGCAGGAGUGCGGCGGCUGGACUCCAGGCAAAGCGCCGGAGCUGGUGGACGGGGACGCGCUGAACAAGAUCUUGCGGGUGCCGCCCAACAAGUGCAUUGAGAUCAUCAAGCUGUUCGACCCCGCGGGGCAUCGGCGGCUCUCGGGGGCCAGCGGAGGUGAAGCCCUGAAGAAGUGCAAGAUCCGGAUUUGUGAGCUGAUGAUGGCGGGAGUGGUGCUCUCCCGGCUGAUCGCUACAAAACAGAAGCUGAAGUUCAUCCUAGGCCUGUUCGACGUGGAUGAUAGCCGGUCCCUGGACGAAUCCGAGUUUGCUUGCUUCGUGUCCGCUUUCAUCCACGGCCUCGGCGCGGCGUUCGGCCUGCGGAAAGAUGACGACAUCAUGCCCACCACGAAGCAAAUUCAGCUGGUGGUGCAGCGGCUCUACGACCGCCUGGGCGCCAUCGCCAAGGCGCGGAUCUGCGCUUUGGCGGAGGCGCUGGUGGGCAACGAGCGCCAGGCGCUCGCGGAGGCCAUCCGUUCCCACCAGCUGGAUAAGGUGAGCCUGAACCGCACCAGCAGCAAGCCUAGACGCCAGGUCUUACCAUUCGAGACGCUGAUCGGCUGGUGCUUCCGAGAGUACCAGGACCCUCUGGCGCUUCCCUACGCGCUGUCCAUUGAGCGCUUCUGCCCCAAGCUGCAGCCGCUGGAUGAGGACCCGGAGGCUUUCCUGGAGGAGGAGAAGAGGUUCUACCUCUCGCACAAGGGGCCUGUGCCCCUUCCCAUGGAGAGCACGGUGGCCCAUGAUGCCAGCAUGCUGACGCGGAAGGAGGUGAUCCUCGCCAGGGAGGUCUUCCGGUUCUGCCUGCAGGAGGGCACCUUCCAGAUGUCCCACUCCGAGCUGCAAGAGGGGCUCCGGCGCGAGGACCUCACCGCCCAGCUCUGGUCCAAGCUGCAAUCGGCCAUGGAACGCAUCAACGACGAGCGGUCCCGGGGCAUCAAGGUGGACAUCUUUUCCUUCCUGCGGAAGCUGCAUCCAGGCGCGCAGCCCAUGCACCUGCGGAUGUUUGAUGGCUGGAUGCAGCAGUUCGACCAGAUGAAGGAGCAGAAGAAGUUUGUGGAGGCCUGCGAACAGUCGGUGCAGUCCUUGCACCACACCAGCACUUUGCCGGUGAUUCCCGACCUCGAGCUGGCGGAGCUCGAGAGGCAGUUCAAGAGCAUCGACCUCGAAAACUCUGGGCUCAUCACCCUGCAGCAGAUCGAGCGGGCCAUGAGCUUGGACUGCGAGGUGCUGCGGAAGUACGACGUGUCCAACGACGGCUUCAUCGACUUCCACGAGUUCGUGGCCAUGAUGUGUCCCACCGAGUACCGCCCACCCGAGAUGUGCGGCUUUGACCAGGAGGUGCUGGGCAGCCUGGUGAAGAUGCGUGCGGCGCGGAUGCGCUCGGGGCUGGACCAGCAGGUGGCGCUCUAUGAGAGCCCGGCCGAUGCCAAGGCUGAGGGGGUGCGCAAGAGCGAGAUGCCCGCCUCCAUGCGGCCGGAAGUGCCAGAAGAGACCUGGGCGGCCUGGAACUCGGUCUUCGACCGCGUGGACAACGACGGGGAUAAUACCAUAUCCGAUGCGGAGCUGAGGUCCUCGAUGCUCCUGUCGCAGGAUGUCUGCGAGCAGCUCAUCGCUUCCACGCGGGCCGAGGGCAAGCUGGGCAUUCCCCGGCGAGACUUUCUGCUGUCUUUGCUGGACUUCUACAAAUGCCGACGACCUGCCUUUGUGAUGAUGAAGGAGACCUGA